Messenger RNA from Neocloeon triangulifer, 1346 nucleotides. It is a transcript of the gene Cdk7, whose product is annotated as cyclin-dependent kinase 7. The transcript is spliced from 9 exons. Gene Ontology annotation, cellular component: transcription factor TFIIH holo complex; transcription factor TFIIK complex; cytoplasm. Gene Ontology annotation, molecular function: cyclin-dependent protein serine/threonine kinase activity; RNA polymerase II CTD heptapeptide repeat kinase activity; ATP binding. The record is from RefSeq and is a predicted model, not a curated record. Bases 194 to 1204 code for a protein of 336 amino acids. Gene Ontology annotation, biological process: protein phosphorylation; positive regulation of transcription by RNA polymerase II. Lineage: Eukaryota; Metazoa; Arthropoda; Insecta; Ephemeroptera; Baetidae.
AACACGCCACAGCCUCGCCCCCUUUUUGGCACCUCUCCCUCCUACGUACCGAUUCAUAAACAAUAAUAAUCGUGCAUCGAUGCUUGAUUAUUUUUGUUCCUUUGAUAUGUUCAAUUAGCAAAGUAAAUUAAUUUAGCAAUUGAUUUAAGCAGCUGAGAUCUCAGAUCGUCAAUAUUUUCUCUCUCUACAUAUAAUGGAGAAUAAGCAGAAGCGAUACGAGAAAAUUGAUUUUCUCGGCGAAGGACAGUUUGCCACAGUUUACAAGGCUAAAGAUAUCGAGACGGACACGAUUGUCGCUGUCAAAAAGAUUAAAAUUGGGAGCAGAAUUGAGGCAAAAGAUGGAAUCAACAGAACAGCCUUGCGAGAAAUAAAAUUGCUGCAAGAACUAACUCAUGAGAAUGUCAUCGGCCUGCUUGAUGUUUUUGGCCACAAGUCGAAUGUGUCACUCGUGUUCGACUUCAUGGACACCGACAUGGAGAUUCUGAUCAAGGAUUCAUCGAUCGUACUCACUCCUGCCAAUAUCAAAGCAUACAUGGUGAUGACCCUCCAAGGCCUAGAGUAUUUGCACAUGAACUGGAUUCUGCACAGAGACUUGAAGCCGAAUAACUUGCUCCUUGAUAGCAACGGCAUUUUAAAAAUCGGUGAUUUUGGCCUUGCAAAAUUCUACGGGUCUCCGAACAGACAGUACACUCAUCAAGUAGUCACCAGGUGGUACAGGUGUCCGGAGCUUCUAUUUGGUGCUCGACUUUAUGGAGUUGGUGUCGAUAUGUGGGCGGUCGGCUGCAUUUUGGCCGAAUUGCUACUGAGAAUUCCUUUCUUGCCAGGAGACACUGAUUUGGACCAGCUCACAAAAAUUUUCCAAGCCCUUGGCACACCAACCGACGAAUCUUGGCCUGGGUUGUCACAGAUGCCCGAUUACAUAGUUUUCAAACCUCAGAUAGGAACACCUCUUCGUCACAUCUUUACAGCCGCUGGAGACGACUUGAUUUUCCUUUUGGAGAAACUUCUGUCGCUGAGCCCUUUGGAACGAUACAAUUGCACGCAGUGUUUGAAACUUCCUUACUUUACCAAUAAACCUGCACCAACUAGAGGUGAGCUGUUGCCACUGCCGUCUAGUGUGAGGAGGAAUCCCAAUCAAGGACUGAAGAGAAAAUUGUUGGACACAGGCGAAGGACCAUCUCAAAGGAAGAAGUUGGUCUUCUGAAAAAUCACGUCAAACAACUUUGCAGAUUAAACUUGGAAUCUUCUUUGUAUCGUCACUAUGUGAUUAUUCGUAUUGCAUUUGCUCAGAUGAGAAAUUUAUUAAUUAAAAGAUCUAAUACUUGUAAUAGGAUGAUUUAUUUGGU